This is a messenger RNA of Dujonia railenensis, 3180 nucleotides long. The record is from the annotation of a GenBank genome assembly. NCBI's taxonomy places the organism in Eukaryota, Fungi, Ascomycota, Pichiomycetes, Serinales, Debaryomycetaceae.
AUGUCUAGUGAGCAGAAGAAAAGCAGGGUUAAACAGGCUUGCAAUUUCUGUAGAUCAAGAAAGGCAAAGUGCGAUGGUAAACUACCCCAUUGUACAGCAUGUAAUGCAAAUCCAGAGAAAUGUGUUUAUUCAACUCUAAAGAAAAGAAGGGGACUUCCAAGUGGGUACACACAUGACUUGGAAAAGAAAGUCCUUGUGUUCCAGGCGCUAAUCUCUUAUAUCAUACGAGACAAGUCGCAAUCCACAAAUUUGCUGGAGACCUUGGAGAAAUGUCUAAUUGACAUAAAAGAGAGUAAGACUAUUGUUGAAAAUAUAGACUCCUUGCAAAUAUACUGGGACGACAGCAGGCUCUCUAACCUAAUCCAAAACUUUAUCAAGGCUAACGGUGAAAGCAUACAUAUAGCGAAAAGAUCGUCUAGAGGUCUCAGGAACAUUAUUAAGACAGAAGAUGACGGAGAACCUUUAGUAGAAAACAAUAAUUAUGAAAGUGGUCCACUUUCCUCCUUAGAGAAGAGUGAUGGCUAUAGCAAACUAACGGAUUCGAUGGCGACGUCUUCUAGUAUUGCUUAUAACUCUGCAAUCAGUAAUAGUCUAUUCAACUUGAAUACUGCUAAUGAGAACGGCCAGUCUAAUUCUGGUUUGGCUUCUAGUAACUACAAGUUAAUUGAUGACCCCUCAGCCAUAUUAAAAGAUGAAAUAUUCCCGUUUGUGUCGGAUGAACUAGAUGCUGCCAGGAAGCGUGACUUUGAAGAUCGAGACUCUUGGACACCAAUUGCGCUACAAUUUCAUGGACUAUCUACCCUUAUAUCUGGAUUCACAUCUAGAUCCAUUAAACAGUACAGCAGUACGCUAAAUCUCCAAUCCAAAAGACCAUUUAGCGUAGGAUCCAUAUUUAAUAUCUCUUCACCUUCCAUAACUUCAUCUAUCGACAGUAAUGUCAAAUUGCCUCAGGAUAUCUUAAAUUUCCCCAACGAAAUAGCUGAAAUAGUGGAGUGUUACUUCCAGGUGUAUCAUCCAUGGUGUCCUAUGUUGAAUCGAGUGUUCAUUACGAGAUUAGUUCAUAGAAUUCAAGCAUUGAAGGACACAUCCAGAAUUUAUCAACAAAAUAUUUCCACUUUCAAACCAUCUGAAUGUAAUUUACUUGCAUUAAUUUGGGCCACCAUUACUUUAGGUAAGAUGGUUACUAAUGUCUCCAAUACCAGCAAGGACAAGGAAGUUAAUCAUGGAGACGAGAUCUUAUGUGCAACAUAUGCUAAAAAUUGUAUUAAAUCUUUGGAGAACUCACCCACGACCAGCAUUGAAACUAUUCAAUCAAUGAUUCUCUUAGGAAUCUUCAAUUACCAAACGGGAAAUUGGGAUAGAUCUUGGACUUUGAUUUCAUCAGCCACCAGAAUGGCUAUUGAUGUUAGACUUAUGCUUAAGGUAGACCAUAAAAAUGAGAAUAAUAAGAACAUUAGUCCAUCUGACUGGUCUGAGCGAAAAACUCCUUCUGAUUUGAAUGAAGACAGCCCGGGUUCAAAGAGCGAUCUAAAGCUUUCAACCUGGGAAGAGAAUUCGCUGAAUGCUACCAGCCGGGAGAGAACAUGGGGGUGUGUAUACAUGAUGAAUACAAUUCUUUCCUCUAGAAUGGGAAGGGAGCCAUUGGUAAAGGCCAUUGACUGGCCCAUCCCACUAAUAAGCGAGGAUGGUUGGGAGGAAUGGGAAGGAUGGACUUCGUACCACUCACCUCGAAUAAUAAAGCUAGAUAGUGGUCGUUUUCUACUGAUUUUCAACCAACUCAUGCAAGUUAUAUCAUUGUGGAAUUUUGCUCUUACUUGUAUUAUUGAUGUUUCCGAGGAUACGCUUAUAGAUGAUCAGGACGAUAACGAUAUUUACAAGAUCCCAAGACCAAUGACCAAAAAUGGUAGAAAGGGACAAAAAAACCAUGUUGCACCGAACAGACAAACAUUGGCGUAUUUCCAAUCCAAUUUGCAUGCUAUUUUCAAAGCUAUGCCCGAAUAUUGUAAAUUGGAAAAUUUCCCGGACAUGGUUAACGUUCCACCAUUUUUAUCAUUCUUACACUUAUCGAAGGCAAUGGUUUGGUGCAUAUUAUCUAUAAGGUUAAGUGCUUUGAAAAGUUCAAUGACGCCUACUAUUAAAGAUGAAAUCGUUGAAUUACGAAACACUGAGUAUACAAAAUCUAUUUCAGUAUUUAAAAAGAUUAUAAACACAUCAACCUUAUCCAAUUUGAAAGAUUACCCCUUCAUUGAUUACUUUGCCUUGAUGGCUGUUGCAUUCCCAAAAAUGAUUGAUUUCAAAGAUGGAGAUGAUGCCGAACUUCGAACCCAUACAAAGAUUAUAGAAAAGCUCUUUAUCUACGGAGCCACUAUUUCUUAUCCGUUCAAACUCACCUUAGAUGUUUACAACAUUAACAAGGGAUUCGAUAAAGAUCACCCUAGUAAUAGUAAUAACAAGAGAAAGGGGGAUGAGAGCAACAUCAAUCCAGGGAUAAAAUUACUCAAGCUUACAUCUGGAGGAGUAUUGGGAAGAGCAGUGAAGGAAGAUGACGAAUUCCCUAUGACCUCAUCUGGUGCAAAGACAUCCAUUACAUCAUUAUUGAAUUACAAACGAACCAUCCCCGUAGCAUCGAGACGCUCGUCACUGAGUAUUUCACCGUCAAGCAAUACACACUUGAGGUUACUGCAAAGAGCUUCGAUAUCUUCUGGCAAGAAUAGAAAUAUUGAUAGUUUCAUGCUAGAUUUGGAUUUGAACAAGUCUAUAGAGAAGCAGAAGGAUUUUGCCGAGCACAUGGGAUAUGUUUCUCAAAAGAAUGGUAUAACUAGUAAUGGCCAGGGCAUGGCAGUGUACUCUAAUGAGCUUUUGGGUGGCUCGUCAGCGAACGAACCCAUUCCUCAAUUGGGUAUCUACAACAGGAAUACUAUGCACAGCCAUAUAAGUACCUCAAUAAGUCAGCAACAACAGCCACACAUUCAGAGAACGUAUGAACCUCCCGCACAAUUCACUCCAGGACAGCAAUAUAUACCGAAUCGUGCUUCGCUAAACAAUGCAAUGGUGCCUGUUUACUCUCCAUAUAGACCAAGAGAGGAGCCUGAUGUGUUAGAAGUCCACUUCAACAAUGUCUUUAACCCGGGAAAUGGGCUCAAUGCAUUCCUAUACCAUACGCUCUCAAAGAACCCAUAA